Messenger RNA from Diaporthe amygdali, 1677 nucleotides. Its product is annotated as efflux pump antibiotic resistance protein. The transcript has 3 exons. Bases 1 to 1677 code for a protein of 558 amino acids. Lineage: Eukaryota; Fungi; Ascomycota; Sordariomycetes; Diaporthales; Diaporthaceae. Gene Ontology annotation, biological process: transmembrane transport. Gene Ontology annotation, molecular function: transmembrane transporter activity. The record is from RefSeq and is a predicted model, not a curated record.
AUGAGUGGUGAGAACAAGGAGGAUGUCGAGGUCGGCGGAGAUGUCUCUGAGGCUGCUGAGACUUCUCCUACAGUGGAUGCAGACGACUAUCCGGCGGGCGCAACGCUUGCUUUGAUCGUCGUGGCACUGGCCAUGAGCAUGUUUCUGGUCGCUCUAGACAUGACAAUUAUCGCGACUGCCGUCCCCAAGAUAACCGACGACUUCCACAGCCUGGAGGACAUCGCCUGGUACGGCUCGGCCUUCUUCGUAACAAGUGGUGGCUUCCAGUCAUCGUGGGGCAAAGCCUUCAAGUACUUCUCCCUUAAGGCCAGCUAUCUCGCCGCCAUCUUGAUUUUCGAGCUCGGCAGUCUAAUUUGCGGCGUGGCACCCACGUCGACGGCCCUGGUUGUCGGGCGCGCUAUCGCCGGUGUUGGCGCCGCCGGCGUGAGCUCUGGAACCUACACGUUGAUCGCCUUCGCGGCGCGGCCCGAGAAGCGGCCCGUCUUCGUCGGCAUUUUCGGCCUCUGUUUCGGCAUCGCGUCUGUAGUCGGGCCCCUUAUCGGCGGCGCUUUCACUGACCAUGUUACCUGGCGCUGGUGUUUCUACGUUAACCUGCCCAUCGGCGGGCUGUCGGCACUCCUUGUUCUCAUCUUCUACCGCACACCCGCAUGGGCUAGGCCUGCUGAGGCCAGCUGGCCCGAGAAGCUGCUGCAGAUGGACCCCGUAGGCACAGCACUGGCAUUAGGGGCUAUCAUUGUCUAUAUCCUAGGUAUGCAGUACGGAGGGCAGACUGAGCCAUGGAACUCGUCCACAGUGAUCGGUUUGCUCGUGGCAUUUGUGUCUAUCACCGCGGCUUUUGCGUCCUGGGAGAUGUAUGCGGGCGAGCGGGCAAUGAUGCCGCCGCGCCUAAUGAGGCAGCGCGUCGUGUGGUUCAACGCGACAUGGGCCUUCCUCCUGAUCGGUGCCUACUUUGCGGUCGUCUACUACCUGCCUGUCUACUUCCAGAGCAUUGACAGCCUCAGCCCGACUGCAUCCGGCGUGCGCAGCCUGCCAUUGAUCCUGACCGCCAGCGUCGCCAUCAUUAUUCUCGGCAUGACCGUCAAGUACCUGGCCUCAUACACGAUGCUGGUCAUGGCCUUUUGCGCAGCCGUCGCGGCCGUUGCCAUCGGGCUGAUGAUCACUUUUGACACACGCCCUUCCCUUGGCAAAGAGGUCGGCUAUCAGCUUCUUGCGGGUUUCGCGCUAGGCUUUCCCUUCCAGCUUCCCGUCAUCCAUGGACAGACCCAAUCCAAGGCGGAGGACCUUGCCGUCGUGACAGCCAUCAUUAUAUUCUCGGAAACAAUCGCCGGUGCCAUCCUCCUGUCUGCCGCACAAUGCGCCUUUGUAAAUCAGAUGCUGAAAACGCUGGCUUUCACGGCCCCAGACGUUGAUCCAGCCAAGCUCAUCGCAACGGGCGUGUCCGAGAUCCGCGAUGUGUUUCCCGCCGAGCAGAUCCCCGGAAUCUUGCUCGCUUACAUGGACGGCCUCCGGAUCCCGUUCGCCAUCGCCACGGCUACUGCUGGUGCUGCCUGCGUCCUCGCCUGUAUUGUCGUUGUCGUCCCUGACCGUCUCGCAAAGAAGGCUGGCGGCGGUAGCUUGGAGUCCAGUGACGGCUCGGGGGGGGAUCAAGGGCGAGCGACCUUAGCUUCGAUAAUCUGA